Molecule: messenger RNA, 969 nt
Organism: Paramecium pentaurelia
Lineage: Eukaryota; Ciliophora; Oligohymenophorea; Peniculida; Parameciidae
Source: the annotation of a GenBank genome assembly
AAUGAACCUUUCAGCUGUCAGAUCAAUCGUUUCAUUCUUAUCAUUAAAUGCUUUGCUCUAAAUUUAUGAGAAUCAACCAGUGGAAUUCUGGGACUCAAAUUAAAUGAUGUCACAUCCUAAACUUACUCCUAUAUUUUAAUCAAAUUAGGUAAUUAUAAACACUAUUUUAGUAUAUUAAUUUAUUAGUUGGUCUUGCUUCACUUGCUUUACUAGAUAAGAACAAUAAAUUACAUAUGAGUAAUAGUGUUUUAGUAGGAACAUCAAUCAUCAUAUAAAAUUUGAAGUAAUAUAUUAUAAUAAUCUCUAGUUUAUUUAUGCCUAAAACAAUGAAUAUGAUAACAAUUUACUUUUAACUUAUUAUAUUAAUAGUUCAGCUAUUUUAAUUGCUGUCCUUUUAUUAUGAUAAAAUUCCACCCACCAUGCCCAAAAUUAAAUAAGAUAUUAUGAAAGAAUAAAAGUAAACCAGGAAGCCAAAUCAGAGAAAGAUUGUUUCAAAUAAAAAAAAAGAGAAAUUAUAGCAAAAACAAUAAGAAUCUGAACAAAUUUAAUAGAUUGAAGGAAUAGAGCAAGAAUAAUAAGAUAAAUCAGAAGUUGAAUCUAUUGAAAAUGACUUCAAUGAAUUCAUGAAACCAUAAUCUACUGAUUAAACUGUAACAGAAAUAGAAACUGAAAAUCUUUACGAAAUCAAUCAUGCUGAUCUCUCAUAAAUAUCUUAAACAAAAGAAGAUUCAAGUAUUACUUAAUAUAAUUUCUAGAAUUAACUUUCUAAUUGAAGUUCAAUGGAGAAGUUUCUACUUUAAAUUGUACUUUUGAUACAUUCGAUUCUGCAAUGAGCAUUCUCAACUCAACACAUACAUCAGAAUAAAUUAAACAAAUCAAAAUACAUUUGUUACUCAAUCUCUAUGAUGAAAAUGAAGACUGUACUUGUAGACUCUGGUGUUUAAAGAAGCUUUUAGCACUUAAUUGAUU